UUGAAACAACGUAAUGGCAAAGAUUUAUCUUAAAGUAUUCACGGCUGACAGUUUGUGUCAAGUGCCUAUUGAAACUCUCAUAACAUUAUUCACAAUUAAAUAUUGUAACUCGGAUGUGCAGAUUAUGCUAGUAAAAAAUAUCCCCGUCUGCACGGAAAAUUCAUUUUUGGUAGAUUUGUCAACAUUUGAGUAUGAAUUGAUAGAACGUGCUGAAAUGUCAAAGAUUGCAAGUUGUUGCGAGUUGCCCAAUUUGGAAGAGAAUGGUACAAGCUGUAUAGCUGGACUAUGCGCAACGCUGAGACAAGUGAUUAAAAAUGUUCUUAUCAAGCAUCCAGAACAUUAUUCUAUAAAAUUAUUGGGCUUUAAAGAAGCUUGUCUGUUGGCUUGUUCAGAGGUAAGUGUUUGGACUCGAUUUUGCGAAAUAGACAUUGUCUCAAUGUUAAAAUCGAUUGACAAACAAAAUCAAGAUAGCAUUUUGCCUGUGUCAUUAGCCAAGUUUGAAAACCACAUGUCGCAGCCUGUAAGACUGCACAAUUUGUAUAAAUACACCAUGUCGAAAAAGUAUACUACUCCCGAUUUUGACAAAAACAAAAGUAUUAUGCCAGAACACGUUUUUUCAGAAGGUUUGAGUAUAACGCUAGCAGAUGUUAUGAUUUUUGUAUGCAUUCGCAUGUUUUUCACGUUUGUGGACAAAAACCAGAUUUUUGACGUUGCUCCACUUACUAUGAAGUGGUAUGAUAACAUGUUGACUAAUGAACAUAUUCUCAGAUGUAUGGAAAUAUUGUGCAUCCAAGACUUGUACAGUACAAAUUUAAUACUCGCUUACAGCUUGCCAGUAAUUGAAAACCAUAGCUUAUACAAAAGCGACCAAAAAAAGUACCCAUCUGGAAACCGAAUUCACACGCGCCAAUCAGACAUAGAUUACUCUUUAAACAGAGUCAAGUGUUUUCAAUUACAAAUCCAUCUGGAUGAGUUAUUUGGUAUAGAAAAGACGGUAGACUGGCCCAAUAUUCCUUAUGAAGCAACUCCAGAAGGAGGGAACCUUCCAAGUAGUCGUUUGCAUAGGAAGCUCCAACAGUUGGAAAGUUUAUGUAAGCCUGUGUUAAAGCUUGCCAAAGAAGGCGACGUUAUAGUCGAUUUUUGUUCGGGGUGUGGACAUUUAGGCAUUCUUUUGGCUUAUUUGUUACCUAAAUGCAGUGUUAUCCUCUUGGAAAACAAAUCAGAAUCCAUGAAGAAAGCCAAAGAGCGCGUAGCCAAAUUAUCCUUGACAAACGUAACGUUUUAUCAAAGUAAUCUUGAUUACUACAUAGGACACUUUGAUAUUGGUGUGUGUCUUCAUGCUUGUGGAGUGGCUACCGAUUUAGUCCUUCAGCAGUGCAUCGGCCAGAACGCUGCAUUUGUCUGCUGCCCCUGCUGUUAUGGAUCCGUUCAAGACUGCUACAAGAUUAUUUAUCCACGUAGCCAGGUAAUGAAAGGUAUUUUAGAUAAAAGGAAUUAUUUGACGUUGGGACAUGCUGCAGAUCAGACUCACGAUGCUGAAAACGCAAAGACGAAACAAGGAUACGAAUGCAUGAUGGUUAUUGAUACGGAUAGAAAGUUGCAGGCUGAGGAACAUGGGUAUAACGUCCACUUGAGCAAACUUUUACCAGAGACUUGUUCGCCUAAAAAUCAUUUACUUGUUGGUUGGCCAAAGCAAGAGAAUGUCGGUAAUGUAUAGAUUU
Molecule: messenger RNA, 1721 nt
Organism: Copidosoma floridanum
Lineage: Eukaryota; Metazoa; Arthropoda; Insecta; Hymenoptera; Encyrtidae
Gene: Gstcd
Product: glutathione S-transferase, C-terminal domain containing
Cellular component (GO): cytoplasm
Source: RefSeq, a predicted model, not a curated record